Molecule: messenger RNA, 1082 nt
Organism: Micromonas commoda
Lineage: Eukaryota; Viridiplantae; Chlorophyta; Mamiellophyceae; Mamiellales; Mamiellaceae
Exons: 1
Coding region: 15-923 (302 amino acids)
Source: RefSeq, a predicted model, not a curated record
GGGCCGAUACGCGCAUGUCCUCGUCCGGCGUUCUGUCGCUGUCGGCCUCGGCCAGGGUUGCGCCCCGCGCGACCUCGGUCCGCCGCGCGCGCGCCCCGGUGCGCGCGACGCAACUCGCGAGAUCCCGCGCGGACACCGCCGCUUGGGGAAAGAAAUUUAUGUCUGUUGAGCGCGGCUCCCGCGCUGUGGGCGUCCGCUCGCUCGUGGAGGCGGCGAACACGGAACCCGGGGCGUCCUACGACGACGGCGAUGACCACGUGGAUACGACGUACGACGCCGAGGACCUCGCACAUCCCGACGUCGCGAUGAUGAAGGCUUCGCGCGAGGUUCGCAAGCCCUUCCGCGAGUUCUCCCUCAUCGAAAAGGUCGAGUACGUCUUCGUCAGGUUCACGCUCAUAUCCGCUUGUAUCUUCGUGCUCCUCGGCGUGCUGGCGUCGCUCCUGCUUUCGGCGCUGCUGUUCUCCAUGGGCAUGAAGGAGGUGCUCUUCGACGCCGUGCAGGCGUGGGCGGGAUACUCCCCCGUCGGCCUGGUGUCGUCCGCGGUGGGAGCGCUGGACAGGUUCCUCCUCGGCAUGGUCUGCCUCGUGUUCGGCCUCGGAUCGUUCGAGCUCUUCCUCGCGCGGUCCAACCGCGCCGGUCAGGUCCGCGACCGCAGGCUGAAGAAGCUCGCGUGGCUCAAGGUUUCGUCCAUCGACGACCUGGAGCAGAAGGUUGGCGAGAUCAUCGUCGCGGUGAUGGUGGUGAACCUCCUCGAGAUGUCGCUGCACAUGACCUACGCCGCGCCGCUCGACUUGGUCUGGGCGGCGCUCGCGGCGGUGAUGAGCGCGGGCGCGCUGGCGCUGCUGCACUACGCGGCCGGGCACGGGGAUCAUAAUCACAAGGACAAGGGCGGGCACGACAGCGGCGCCGGACUCCUCCACUGAUCCAGUCGUCGAGGUUUAGGACGCGAGACGAGCCGCCGGGUCGACGAGGACGCGCACGGAAGAGGGACGUGCGGAGGAGCGUCGAUAUCGCGUACGCGAGAGCCUUCUGGCUGAGUACGAGUAUUUUUUUACGUAAUAAAAGUUAAGUUGAUGUAACUC